Messenger RNA from Gambusia affinis (western mosquitofish), 1544 nucleotides. It is a transcript of the gene lpar2a, whose product is annotated as lysophosphatidic acid receptor 2a. The record is from RefSeq and is a predicted model, not a curated record. Lineage: Eukaryota; Metazoa; Chordata; Actinopteri; Cyprinodontiformes; Poeciliidae. Bases 346 to 1449 code for a protein of 367 amino acids. Gene Ontology annotation, biological process: G protein-coupled receptor signaling pathway. The transcript has 4 exons. Gene Ontology annotation, cellular component: membrane. Gene Ontology annotation, molecular function: melanocortin receptor activity.
UUUUCUUUUUUUUUUUUUUUUGCCAUUAAAGUAAUUUGGAAACUUACGCAAACAUUGAAUAGAAGUCUCAAGACUGUGUGAACAAUGUGUUCCGAAGCUGUAUGUUAGGCAGGACAUUUUGUUUGUCCGGUUUUUUAAGCGGUACUUGGAGGCAACAUCGUUUACCUGUCCAGGUCCAGCUGUUUCGAGUGAGAAUGAUUCAGAGUCGCGUAACCGGGAGAAGUGAUAGGACGCAUGUACUGACACUGCUAACAAAAUAAGACUUUCUCCUUCUUUUGACGUAAAGUCAAGUCACCUGACUCAUAAAGAAAAUGUUCGGAAGGAAGAGACUCUAAAGUGAAAGUUAUGGCCAUUGACAAUAAUACGUCGAACAGCUGCUACAGCGACCAAAGUGUCACCUUCUUUUACCAACAGGUGAAUAAAACGAUCGGAGGAAACUGGACUACACGGGACUACCUGGUCAUAGGACUAGGCUUGCCCUUAUCUGUAAUAGUGGUGUUGGCCAACCUGUUGGUGAUGGCAGCCAUCCUCAUGAACCGCCGCUUCCACUUUCCUAUUUACUACCUUCUGGGAAACAUGGCAGCAGCAGACUUGUUUGCAGGUUUAGCCUAUACCAACCUGAUAUUCAACACAGGUCCCUGGACAGCGACGCUCACUAAGAAGCAGUGGUACAUCCGUGGGGCUUUGAUUGACAUCAGCCUGACUGCCUCUGUCGCCAACCUCCUGGCUGUGGCUGUGGAACGCCACCAGACUAUCAUCACUAUGCAGCUGCACAGCACCAUGACCAAGAGGCGCGUGGUGCUGCUCAUCAUCUCCAUCUGGGCCAUAGGGAUCCUCAUGGGUCUGGUGCCGUCGCUGUUUUGGAACUGUGAAUGUGAUCUCGCAGACUGCUCCACUGUUGCUCCCCUCUACAGCCGCCGCUUCUUGAUUUUCUGGGCACUUCUCAACCUGCUCACCUUUUUCAUUAUGCUGGGCAUGUACUCUCACAUAUUCUUUCACGUGAAACGCCAGAGUCGCCACACUUCUCAGCACGCCUCGGAGGCACGACAGCAGACCGUCAUCAACCUGAUGAAAACCAUUUCUAUGGUUCUGGGUGCCUUUGUGAUCUGCUGGACACCUGGCCUCAUCGUUCUCCUGCUGGACGGGCUGCAGGGUAAAGAGGGCAACGCCAACAAAUAUGAGAAAUACUGUUUGGUGAUAGCGGAGUGCAACUCUCUGGUCAAUCCCAUCAUUUAUUCCUUGCGCGACGCCGAGAUGCGGAAAACGUUCAAGUGGAUCCUUUGCUGUUUGUGUCGACAUGAGGGCUGUCAGCCGAGGGAGACUCUGACAACAGAAAUGGACUCUCCAUUGAAGGAGAAAAUUCUUAGCUACAAGUCAGAAGAUCCGGUCUUGUGGAAGAAUCUGGACAGAGACUGUAAAGAUGACAAGGGGACAGACUCUGUGGUAUGACAGAAAAUCAGACAUAUUGUAACUUAAGUGUAUAUAUUCGUAAGCCUUGUGUUGAAAAUUUUGAGUGAAUUAAAAGGAGAAAAAAAAAAAUUACA